CACAAAAUUUCUGACCAAAAUUUCUCAAUUGUAAUUUGUAACAAUGGCAACGGAUGAAAAAUACCCACAAUCAUAUCCACUAGCACCAUCAAGUAUUAUGCCAAGAAGUGAUGCAGAAUCAGCUACCAAUAAUUUCCAAUAUUCAAAUAAUCUCAGAAGGAAAAACAGAAUCAGAAGUAUUGUUCUCUUCACAAUUUUCCUCACUGGGAUUAUUCUUGUAUUUUCUUUCAUAUUUGUUCGAUUUAAAUCGCCUAAAUUAAGGCUCGAAAACAUCAGAAUAUCGAACGAUGGUGAUGGCAGAAUUAUUUUUUCCGCGCAACUUUUUAUGAGAAAUAGGAAUUUUUGGCGUUACGAUUUUGAUAGUACUAUAGGUGCUAUUAAUUCUGCAGGGGGUGAGACUAUUGGGCAAUUUGUUAUUCCAGAAGGAGAAGCACGACGUCGUUCGACGAAAAAACUUUAUGUUAUGGCUAAUAUUAUAUUGCCUUCAAGACUUAAUACUACUGGGAUUUUACCAGUGACUAGCCAGGCUAAAAUAAGAGGGAAAGUGAAAGUGUUUAGGGUGUUUAAAAGGAAGAAAUCUGCAGAUUUGAGUUGUACUAUGUCUCUAAAUUUGCCUAUAAGUGCAAUUCAGGAUCUUGAUUGCUAGUGACAAUAUUUGAUAGGAUUUUUGUUUUAAAAAAGCUCCAGUUAUCGGAAGCACAUUCAUGAUUUGAAUAUUAUGAAUUCAAGUUCAGAAUUCUUCUAUAGUUUAUUCGAUUUA
Molecule: messenger RNA, 760 nt
Organism: Lycium barbarum (goji berry)
Lineage: Eukaryota; Viridiplantae; Streptophyta; Magnoliopsida; Solanales; Solanaceae
Exons: 1
Coding region: 44-646 (200 amino acids)
Source: RefSeq, a predicted model, not a curated record